UGUUUAUGAAAUUAGUGAAUUGCGGUUAUUGUGUAUAAUGUGUUUUUCAAGGAUGACGUAAAUUAUUAGCUCUUUACAUUACUAAAAUGUUUACAUUAACAACAGUGGCAUUAAGAACUUUUAAGAAUUUUGCUUGUAAAUCUACUAAAACACGUUACCUCAAUGUACUCGGUGUUGAAACUUCAUGCGAUGACACUGGCAUUGCGCUGCUGAACGAAAACGGUGCAGUGCUUGGCAAUGCCUUGAACUCACAGCAAAAAUUUCAUACUAGGUAUGGUGGCAUCAUACCCCCACGCGCACAGGAUUUGCAUCGUGCCAAGAUUGCUGAAGUUUUCGAGCAUUGCAUGCAGGAGGCAAAGAUGACACCUGACAUGUUAGAUGCUGUUGGUGUUACAACAAGGCCUGGUCUGCCGCUCAGUUUGCUUGUCGGUGCGCGCUUUGCUAAACACAUAGCACGAAAAUACAAGAAACCAUUGGUGCCAGUACAUCAUAUGGAAGCACAUGCUUUACAAGCGCGUAUGGAACAAAACAUACCGUUUCCCUUUCUGUGUCUACUUAUAAGCGGUGGACAUUCCCAAUUGGUGUUUGUACGGAGCGCUACACAAUUUCUGCUACUUGGCGAAUCGCUUGACGACGCGCCAGGCGAAGCGUUCGAUAAGAUAGCGCGACGCUUGCGUUUGUUCCUCAUACCAAAAUAUAGUUACUGGAAUGGCGGUCAAGCAGUGGAGGACGCCGCGAAGGACGCGAAAAAUCCCGCCCGCUUUGAGUUUCCCUUACCGUUGGCACGUGAACGUAAUUGCAACUUCAGCUUUGCGGGCAUAAAGAAUAAUGCUUUUCGCAAUAUACGAGCGGCUGAGCGUCAGGAAGGCACACCACCGGAUGGUAUUAUCUACAACUACCACGACUUCUGCGCCGGUUUGCUAGCGGCAGUAAGUCGCCAUUUAAUGAAUCGCACACAACGUGCACUGGAAUUUACACUGUCCUGGUUUGGUGACACGCCACGUUCGCUCGUUGUAUCUGGCGGUGUGGCCAAUAACGAUUACAUUUUCAACGAUCUUGCACAUUUAGCAGAGCACUACGAUUGCCGCGCAUACCGACCGUCGAAGAAAUAUUGUUCGGACAAUGGCGUUAUGAUUGCAUGGAAUGCUAUUGAGCAAAUAAAGCACGACCGCAGCUGCAUGCGCUGGGAUUACGAUGCGGUAAGCACACAAGGCAAAGCAGCGUUGGGUGUAAGUAUGCUGGAUGCAGUUACAGAAGCAGGUAUCAAAUGCAAAUGGGUGCAGGCGUCCAAAUGGCGUGGUGCGCAAUCGCCGCUUAAAGCGGCGCAAUAAAUUGUAGAUUUGUAAAAUUAAAAUAAAGUUUAUAUAGUUUGGCAAAAAAAUA
Bactrocera neohumeralis is the source of this 1383-nucleotide messenger RNA. It is a transcript of the gene Tcs4, whose product is annotated as probable tRNA N6-adenosine threonylcarbamoyltransferase, mitochondrial. The coding region runs from base 87 to 1331 and encodes 414 amino acids. Gene Ontology annotation, biological process: tRNA threonylcarbamoyladenosine modification. Lineage: Eukaryota; Metazoa; Arthropoda; Insecta; Diptera; Tephritidae. Gene Ontology annotation, cellular component: mitochondrion. The transcript has 4 exons. The record is from RefSeq and is a predicted model, not a curated record.